Messenger RNA from Lepidothrix coronata (blue-crowned manakin), 2528 nucleotides. RefSeq names its product centrosomal protein 41 (gene CEP41). Lineage: Eukaryota; Metazoa; Chordata; Aves; Passeriformes; Pipridae. Gene Ontology annotation, cellular component: ciliary basal body. Gene Ontology annotation, biological process: cilium assembly; protein polyglutamylation. The transcript is spliced from 7 exons. The annotation marks the transcript as partial. The record is from RefSeq and is a predicted model, not a curated record.
GCUCAGGGUGUCCUGUUUUGUGUCCUGCAGGUGCUCCAGGUGGCUUCUCUCGCCGAUGAACCCUUGGAAGUGACCAGUGAGGAGCUGCACGAGCUGGAGGAUGCUGCUGCUCCAGGUGAAGAUGCCGAGGUGGCCGCGGGGACGAACGGGAAGGGAAGCCCCGAGGAGGCCCCCAAUCCAGUCCUGUUCCUGAACAGCACGGGGCCUGGGGAAUCCCAGCGUUCCACCCUCCAGAGCGUGAUCAGCGGCGUUGGGGAGAUGGACAUCGAGAAGGACUCUCCGAAGAAGGAGGACACCCAGGCCAAGGACCUGCCCUACCCAGACUGUCCCUUCCUGCUCCUGGACGUGCGGGAUCGCGACGCCUACGACCAGUGUCACAUCGUGGGAGCUUAUUCCUACCCUAUUGCCACGCUGUCCAGGACCAUGAAUCCAUACACAAACAGUAUUCUGGAAUAUGUAUCCUUUCCGCGGAAAAUGCUGGCACAGGGAAAAAAAUCAGUGGAAUAUCCAUCAAAUCCUUUGGCUUCCUCUGGGCUAACGUGGAUCUGUGUCCCUGCAGGCCUGAAGGUCCUUGCACAGAAGAUCCCAGAGGGAUUGAUCACGGGCACACUCCCGCUGUCCUGCCAGGUCCCGGCUCCCCCGGGAUCCGCCCGAAGGAAAACCUCUCCCAGAGUCCCUCCCACGCGAGCUGAGAACAAGUGGAGGUUCUCUGCAGAUGAUCUCCAGAAGCUGAAGUACUACCUGGAGGAGGAGCACAUUCCUUUGGACACUGCCAGCCGCCUGAGCCGUGGCAUUUCCAGCCGGGAUUCCAAGCCCACGUCCAUGAGGAGCAGCCCCAGCCUCCACGGCUCCAACGCGGGCUCCCUCAGCUCCCGUACGCUCAGCAGGACCAGCCUCCAGAACAGGCCCUGGAAAUAACCGGUGGGGUCUCCUCCCACCGAAUAAAGGAUUAUCCAGGUUUUGGGAAUACCCUGAGCAGUGCAGCCCCUUUGUGGUUUUAGGAAUCCGCAGGGAAAAGCAGCCGGAGGUGUGGAAAAGGCAGCUCGGGUCAGGCUUGGAGAGCUGGAAUGGGGUUUCCUGGAGGCAGGAAUGUCAUCCCACAGGUUUGUAGGGUUGGGAGCAAACUGGUAGUGAAGUCUGGGACCAGUAGGAACUUCCACCAAGCUUUUAGUCCAGGGGAUGGAAUUUGCAUCCGUGACGUUCCCUGGAGCCACCUGUGGACACACACGGAGGUGAAGGGGCCAGAACUGUCCUGGGAGAACAGACAAGAGACAAAGACACUCAGCAAGUUGCCAAAAUGGAGAAAAGAUCCUUAAAAAGGCGGUUUUUUUGGGGGGGGGGUAUUUUAAUUAAAUUAUGAUAAUGAGCAGAAGUAUUUCUAAUAAAGGUGGUUUUGGAAAUCGGCCCAAGGUGGCGCUGGGACCUGAGGGUCGUGUUUGCUCCUGGACACUUGGAACUGUUGCGUCUUUUUCUGGAAGUUUAUUCCCAGUUACACCUUUCCCAGAGUUUUUUUAGGAGCUUCUUUUGAGGUUUUGGUGGCUCAAGGGGAAAUUUCCUGCUGCUGUUGAACCGGGAUCCCUAAAUCCCAGCAGGGACCUGGAAUGUGGAGCUGAGCAAGGGUGAGGGUUUCCUGGAAAAUGAGAGGCACGGUUUUCCUUCUGGGAAUCAUCUGGUUUUCCCUGGUGACAAAGCAGAGCUGCCUGAGUGAGGCUUAGAAAAGACCUGCUCUUUAGUCUUGAGUUACAGCCUUGCUGAGCCUGGUCCAGCUUUGAUUAUCGUGGGGGUUUUUGUGUGAGUUUUUGGAUUUCAGUGCUUUCUUCCCCCUCUUUUUGAAGCAGAAAAUGUUCAAACCCUCCCCAGAAUUCGCUGGUGAUUUUGGGGUAAUUCUGGUGAAAGGGCAAAGGGGGAGGAAUUGCACAGAAUUCCCAGUUUGGAAGGUUAAGGCUCAACAUCCCCUGAGCGCUUUUAUGAUGUUUGUUGUGUCUCUGAGUGUUCAAUCAGACGAUUCCAGACUCCAGGAACGGAAGUUUUAGUCUGUUAAGAGCCAUAUCCUUGGGCUUCUCCGGGAAAGAGGGAGGAGAUCCACACAAAAUUGGGAUUCUGUGUCAGGAUCAUCCACAGGGAAAGUGAAAUAAAUAAAUCAAAGCUAAAGGAUGCUUCUGAAGGAAUUUGGUGUUGAAGCACCACAGAAAUAUCCCAUUUAGCUUUGGAAGUUGGGAUAUGACUUGUGCAGCAGCUCCAUUUUUAUGUUGUGGUGGAAAACGUGGAAUAAAGCAGCAUCUCCUGCGUAAUUCAGGAGAAUGAUCCCCCCUCUCCACGGAGCUGGAUGUGCACAGGGACGGGGAGAUCCAAGGGAGCCCCAGGACAAGAGGGAACAGCCUCAAGUUGUGCCAGGGGAGGUUCAGGUUGGAUAGCUGGGAAAAUUCCAUCAUGGAAAGGGUGCCCAGGGCAGUGGUGGAGUCCUCGUGCCUGGAAGGAUUUAAAAUCCCUGUGGAUGUGGCGCCGGGGGACGUGGANGUGCAGGUGGC